Molecule: messenger RNA, 822 nt
Organism: Fonticula alba
Lineage: Eukaryota; Rotosphaerida; Fonticulaceae
Exons: 4
Coding region: 140-775 (211 amino acids)
Molecular function (GO): phosphatase activity
Source: RefSeq, a predicted model, not a curated record
UGCCACUUGGGCUAGACACCUUAUUCUAUUUCCCCGCUUGCCUCGAUUCGCCCCUCCCCCCCCCUCUCCCUCUCCCUCUCCGUCUCUCUUCUCGGCCACCCCUUCGGCCACGCACACGCAUUUGCGCAUACGCUUCGUCAUGUCGUUGCUGCCGCCGGAGCACUUCGCCCUUGUGGAGCCGGGGAUCUUCCGCUGCGCGCUAAGCUCUCUUGGCGCCAGCCAACUUGCCUUUAUCCAGCCUCUCUCAUUAAAGACGGUGGUCGUCCUCUCACCAGACACCCUUCCCCGGGCAUUGUCGGAAUUUUUCAUGGAAAACGGCGUCGAAGUACAUUCCAUCGGACUCCGGUGCCUUCGCCUCGGAUCGUAUUCGUCCCAAACCGACGACACCUCUUCCUCCGGGCUCGGGUACUCCAGUCCCGGAUCCUACUUGAGCACGCGCCUCAUGAAGGAAGCCCUGGAGCUGGCCUUGGACUCGAGCAACCAUCCGCUCCUGGUCACCUGCAGCUCUGGCAUUUACCAGAGUAGUGUUUUUGCCGCCUGUCUGCGCAAGCUCCAGGGCUGGUGCUUUAGCUCAUUGCUAUUCGAGUAUCGAUCUUUCGCCGCUGGCGGCAAGCCCCGUCUGUUGGACGAGCACUUCAUCGAGCGCUUCGACACCGACCUGGUCAACAUCCCGGAGAGGCACAAGUUGACUGACUGGAGCCAGAGCUUCCUCCUGCCCAGUUCCGCGUCCGAGGCCGAGGGGAGAUCUCCGGGAGCAGGCGAUGUCGCCUGCUGACCCUGCCGCCGGGUGCCCUGUGUCCGGGUGCUUGUCAGACAUGGCUU